This is a messenger RNA of Amoebophrya sp. A120, 1074 nucleotides long. Lineage: Eukaryota; Dinophyceae; Syndiniales; Amoebophryaceae. The record is from the annotation of a GenBank genome assembly.
AUGAUGACAAUUGAAGAUACUUCUCAGUACUCGAAUUUGAAUUUCGUGUGUAUUCAUGCGGUGUUGAUGACAAGUACAAGUUCGAGUUCUCUCCGAUGCCCCCAGCUCUUGUUUUUGGUUCGUGGAAAAAACGGAGGAUUGGCGUGCCACCGAGCGCAUAACGGCCUGCGUUGGCAGUUCUGGGCCAGAAACUGCUUCCUAGGAGAUAGACGAUCUGUCGGUAGAAGGGUAUUUGAGGCAGAGCAGAGUGGAAAAGUGUCCGUCACUUCAACGACAAUGACAAUGAUCGGCGAAAGUGUGACCGACGGAUGUUUAUGUUACAGUCUUUUUGACUUGUUAGAUCGCACGUCGCGAAGAUAGCAGUGAAAACAAUUCAGCACCAUCGCGAGCUUAAGUCGAGCUUUGGUGUCACGGCUUCUGAUCAUGGCAGUGACCACUUAUCCAGGACGAACGCAAAUCAAUGCGGCGAGUCGUACAUGAUUCGAGGAAACACUGCGUAAGGUAGCUGAGGCGACGAAUCUAAUACUAGCAAUGUGAAGAUGUGUGAUUACGAUAUGCAUAGGCAUAGCCAUAGGUUCGUUUUGUUUUCAGGUGCAGUAGAAGUCUUAGUGUUAGUGCCGUCCUACUACCACGCACUAGAAUGCCAUCUGUCGACCAGGGAGAGCGCUCCUGGUCCUCGUCUUCGGCGACAAGUUCGCCCGCACGCGUGGGCCGCGAGAAGUGCUCUAGUACCUCACUCUGUGUACCUUCGCCGGAUGCGUCUCGACCUGGUCCUACCGUGGAGCCGGGCAGGAAGAGGACUGAAGAUGAGCUCUUGCUCGAAUUGGGACGCAUGCAUGGCGCUGCGGUAUGACCAGCAACAUAUUUUUUGCAUGUUGUAGUUGUUGUCUCUUGGUCAAUCUUUUCUGCGGCCCUCUUGUUUGCUUGCGUUUUUCGCGUUGGUUUCCCGCCCUGAACAUUUUAGAAGUAGGUCAAUGAUCGUUGCCUGGACCACAUGGCCUGUUGCACGUGUACUUAAUGUAAGUAACAACUGUGGGUAGAGGAAGAGGUAGCGUAGUUUUUUUAAAAUAUCAC